UUGGCCAAUUUCGAAACCAACCAAACAAAACAAAAACAAAAAUGAGAAAGCAAGAAUCGGAGGGAGCAAGUCCGGAUUUGGAAUCCAAAUCGAAUAGUAAUGGCAAUUUGAAGAUCGCAGCAAGCGACCAAAGUCUUGUCACUAUUCUUGACAACAUCAGAUCUUCAAAAUCUCCGGCUGUUAUUAAUUACGGAGCUUCGUGGUGUGGAGUUUGUAGCCAGAUUCUCCCUGCGUUCCAAGAGCUUAGCAACAGUUUCCAAGGGCUUAAGUUUGUUUAUGCAGAUAUCGACGAGUGCCCAGAAACCACCCGGCACAUCCGUUACACUCCAACGUUUCAGUUUUACAGAAACGGCGAAAAAGUCGACGAGAUGUUUGGAGCUGGUGAAGAGAGGCUUCACGAUCGUCUUUGGCUUCACUCCUGAAAUUCAAAUUAUGAAUUCUGCAUUUCCUUUUUGUAAAACGCACUAAAUGAUACAGAAAGUUAUCCGGCUUCUCCACACUUGUCUGGAUGAGUCUGCUGGAUGAGUCUGCAACCCUUUUGCUUGCUACAUAAUUGGUAGAUUCUUGUAAUACCAUAGAAAUAUUUAAACAAAUAAAAAACAUGGAUAGAUAUAUAUCAUUUCACUUU
Messenger RNA from Eutrema salsugineum, 628 nucleotides. Its product is annotated as thioredoxin-like 3-3. NCBI's taxonomy places the organism in Eukaryota, Viridiplantae, Streptophyta, Magnoliopsida, Brassicales, Brassicaceae. The transcript is spliced from 3 exons. The coding region runs from base 42 to 422 and encodes 126 amino acids. The record is from RefSeq and is a predicted model, not a curated record.